Molecule: messenger RNA, 409 nt
Organism: Nyctereutes procyonoides (raccoon dog)
Lineage: Eukaryota; Metazoa; Chordata; Mammalia; Carnivora; Canidae
Product: protein PIP-1-like
Exons: 3
Coding region: 104-409 (101 amino acids)
Source: RefSeq, a predicted model, not a curated record
GCUCCUCCAGCCCGCACUCAUAAAGCCUCGAUUCUCACCGGCUCCAGAUACCUGCACCUCAGCCCGCUUCUGCCAAUCUUUGAGGCCGGGACCAAACGCGGAGAUGGGUCGCUGCCUGCUGCUGCUGCACCUGCUGCUCAUCCUGUGCUCACAGCUGGACCUGCUCCAAGCUCUGCAAUGUUUCCAGUGUAAACAAGUCAAUGCCAAUGGGGUUUGCGAGGAUGGGAAAAGUACCUGCCAGGCUGAAGGCAACCAGCAAUGUUUUCUGAGGAAGGUCUAUAAAGAUAACAUCCUUUCAUACGGAUACCAAGGUUGUAGCAGCGUGUGUUCCCCUAUGACGAUCUUUAGUACGAAUGUUAAUUUGGAGGAGAAAUGUUGCAAUGACUCACCUUUCUGCAACAAGUUCUAA